Molecule: messenger RNA, 4968 nt
Organism: Gadus morhua (Atlantic cod)
Lineage: Eukaryota; Metazoa; Chordata; Actinopteri; Gadiformes; Gadidae
Gene: mmp14a
Product: matrix metallopeptidase 14a (membrane-inserted)
Exons: 10
Coding region: 376-2085 (569 amino acids)
Biological process (GO): extracellular matrix organization; skeletal system development; zymogen activation
Cellular component (GO): extracellular matrix; plasma membrane
Molecular function (GO): zinc ion binding; metalloendopeptidase activity
Source: RefSeq, a predicted model, not a curated record
CUCUCUGCCCCCGUUCUAGUUUGUUUGACCACGUCCACACGCAGCACAUUGUGAUAUCAACAGAACCAAAGGCUGAAGAGAAGCGAAAAGAGGAGGCACAAGAUAACAAGAUAUGAGGCUCCAAGUUUGACUUUUUGACUUUUCUUAUCUGCAUUCGAUUGAUGAAUGUGGACGUUUUUCUAUUUUCUAUUUUAACUUUUACCAGUGUUCAUUGCCGAAGGGUCUAGGUACAGGAACGCGUGCAUGUGGACACCCAGACGUACGUUCUUUUUACAUUGCAUCCCAUAAAUAAGUACGAAGAAAGUUGUACAACUUGUCACACAAACCUGCGAGCAGCGGAUCCGUUUCUUUACUUUCCCCGGAUAACCUGGAAGAAUGCUGCCCCGGCUACUCACACUGGCCUGUGCUCUCUAUGUUGGGGUGUCCCCUACAACGGCAAACGCCGUCCAAGCCGAGACGUGGCUACAGCAGUAUGGCUACUUGCCUCCGGUGGACCUUAGGUCCCAGGCCCAGGUCCAGAACCUCCGCUCACUCAAGACCGUCUCCACGGCGAUCGCGGCCAUGCAGAGGCUGUACGGGUUGACGGUGACGGGCUCCGUCGACACCGAGACGAUAGCGGCGAUGAGUCGGCCGCGGUGCGGGGUUCCCGAUAAAUUCGGGCCGGAGCUGAAGACGAGCAUGAGGAGGAAGAGAUACGCCAUCCAGGGCCUCAAGUGGGACAAGUCGGAGAUCACCUUCAGCAUUCAGAACUACACCCCCAAGGUGGGCGAGCGAGGGACGUACGAGGCCAUCCGCAAGGCCUUCAAGGUGUGGGAGAGCGCCGUCCCUCUCACCUUCCGGGAGAUCCCGUACAGCCAGAUCCGCGACAAGGUGGACAAGUUCGCCGACAUCAUGCUCUCCUUCUCCGAGGGUUUCCACGGCGACAGCACGCCCUUCGACGGCGAGGGGGGCUUCCUGGCGCACGCCUACUUCCCCGGCCACGGCAUCGGCGGGGACACGCACUUUGACCUCUCGGAGCCCUGGAGCACCGGGAACGUCGACCAGGGCGGUAACGAUGUGUUCCUGGUGGCGGUCCACGAGCUGGGCCACGCGCUGGGCUUGGAGCACUCCAACAACCCCUCCGCCAUCAUGGCUCCCUUCUACCAGUGGAUGGACACCGAGAACUUCCAGCUCCCAGACGACGACCGCCGGGGGAUACAGGCCAUAUACGGAACCAAGUCCGGCGCCCCGCCCCCUCCACCGCGCCCCACCAAGCCCUACGUCCCGGAGGAGCCCAGCCAGGGGCCCGACAUCUGUGAGGGCCACUUUGACACCAUCGCCGUCCUGAGAGGAGAGAUGUUUGUGUUCAAGGGCAAGUGGCUGUGGCGCGUCCGCAACAACAAUGUGCUGCCAGGCUACCCCAUGCCCAUCGGCCACUUCUGGAAGGGCCUGCCCUCCAACAUAAACGCAGCCUACGAGAGGGACGACGGGAAGUUCAUCUUCUUCAAGGGUGACAAGUACUGGGAGUUCUCAGAGUCGAGCAUGUCCAAGGACUCUCCUAAGAGCCUGAAAGACCUGGGCAGCGGCCUGCCAAGAGACAAGAUGGACGCCGCCUUGUUCUACACGCCCACGGGCCAGACAUACUUCUUCAGGGGAACAAAAUACUUCCGCUUCAACGAGAAAACGCGCACGGUGGACAAUGACUACCCCAAGCCAAUCAGCAUGUGGAGUGGAGCCCCGGACAACAUCAAAGCUGCCCUCAUGAGCGAGGACGGAUCGUACACCUACUUCUACAAAGCCAACAAAUACUGGAAGUUCAACAACCAGUACAUGAAGGUCCAGUCGGGCUACCCCAAGUCGGUGCUCAGCGAUUGGAUGGGCUGCGAGGGGGAGGAGCCCAAGAGGGGGCGGGGCGAGGAUGAGGUCAUCAUCAUCGAGGUGGACGAGCAGGGCGGCGGGUCCGGGGCGGGGCCGGCGGCCGUGGUCAUCCCGCUGAUGCUGCUGGUGCUGGUGGUACUGACGCUGGGAGCGCUGCUGUUCUUCCGGAAGUACGGAACGCCGAGGCGCCUCCUGUACUGCCAGAGGUCCCUCCUGGACAAGGUGUAGAGGGGGGAGAGAGAGAGAGAGAGAGAGAGAGAGAGAGAGGGAGAGAGAGAGAGAGAGAGAGAGAGAGGGAGAGGGAGAGGGAGAGGGAGAGGGAGAGGGAGAGGGAGAGAGAGAGAGAGAGAGAGAGAGAAACUUGCCGACGAUUGGACAGACUGACGACAGGGAAGGGAGGAGGAGGAGGAGGAGGAGGAAGAGGAGAAGACGUUUGGAGCAGCGCAUUGGGGGAAGGGAAGGAAAUCGAAGAAGGAAAUUGAAGACGGAAAUCGAAGAAGGCGAACGUGACCAAUGAAAAGAGACCUGGGGGAGGGGAGAUGAUUUGAGUGGUGUUUGUACAGAGCCACGAUUCAGGGCAAAAAGAGAGAGGGAGACAGACGGAGAGAGAGAGAGUGUUGAACAUAUCCUCAAGAAAAAUCAGGAACUUGUGUAUUCUGUAGUUAUCGAUCCCCAACAGAGAGAAUGGGGGAGGUUGGGGGGUUGUUCUUCGUCCGACUAGGCACCUAUCUGUUCCAAAUGCUCCCGAAAGCCACCAUUUUCUUUCCACUAAUCUGCUUCUCCUCUUUCCUCUGCCCCGUCCAUUAGAAUCCACCAUCCCCCCCACCCCUCACUACUAUCACUUGACGACUCCAGCUACACCAGCUGUCCGAUUACUCCCCCCCCCCCCCCCCCUCCUUGUAAACUUUGGUUCUGCAUAAACUCAAAAUGUUUACUCUAAAUAAUUAUUAGUGGUUUGGAAAAUCUCCACGAUUUCCACAUGAUGAAACCCUACAGUUCGCCUUUCGUUAGUUAUCGGACGAUUUGAAAUCCGAUCUUCCUCCAUUUAGCACGCAGAGAAAAGAAAAGAAAAAAACAUUUGUUCCCGUUUCUUUUGUUUUCUUCCUCCCGCUCAACACAGCUGUGGAAGAGCUUUUUUCCACCACCAAAGCAGGUAUUCCACCCCACUAACUCACCCCAGAAUCUCCCCCCAAAAUGAACCCCUCCACUAGUCUGCUGGGUAUUGUUCUUUGGUUGUGAAGGCAGAGUGUAUACUGGAACAUUCCUAGGUCGCUACUCCAAGUUUGUGUUUGCACUUGUAUGUACUUUUCUUAUUAUGUCAAAUCUGAAAAAAACAACUACCAAGCCAAAAGGAAUCAGAAUAUUCCACGGGAAGUUGCAUCUUUAAUUCCAGGAAAGAUAUCAACUUACAAUUGUGCAGUAUUGGCUUGGCCGUUUCGUAUCUUAAAUAUGCAUGGGUGGAUCUUUCAAUACCUAGCUAGAGAACUGGUCUGCUGGUUUCCGUUUGUUGUUUUUCUACCCUCAAGCAUAGUGUAUAACUGACUGCACUAUAAAGCAGAAUUUAAACUGUGGUGAGGACGUGGCAUAUAACAUUUACAACAUUUGAAAUCCUAAUGUCAUAUGGUGGAAAUGGUCCUGUUUGAUGACAUCAUCAGCUUUUUUUGCAAAAAAAACUAAAAACUUUAACUUGGGCCAUAUGUUCCAGAGAUUAAGUUAAACGUGGACAGCAUUAAAAAAAAUCGAAUCAUAAAUUAAAUCUUAGCUACUUUAACUAUACUUUUCCACCAGCAGCCGGGCACAUUCAUAAACACAGCAUUCGUGUCCUAAAGUGGUUAUAUUGAGUGAUCUUCAAGGUCCAUAAGGUCCUUCCCAAUAUUUCAGGCCAGACAUCUCAACUUGCUAGUUUUGUUAAUUAGCACAACUCGCCGCUAUAAUUACUGAGGGAAAUCAGCUGAGCUCCAUCCGGGGCCGGAGAAAAAAACAUGGCGGGUUAUUUUAUCUGUCUGAAGCUGGAAUUUGUCGGUUGGUACGGAUUACGCAAUAUGGUCCAGAUCUAAUAACGGUGUUUCAUUUUGAAUUAUCAUUUUGUACAACAAAUUAUUGUUAUUAUAGUUAUGGUUAUCGUUGUUUUAUUGGUAACGUUAUGAUGACUUGAUUAGUUUUGAUUUUCGCGUUGUCUUCGGAAGCCUGCUGGACAGAGGCUUAACAUGACAAUCAUGCAAAUAGCUCCCUUUUUUAUUUUAUUCCAUGUUCGGUGGUAUAUCGGUAUCCGUAGUUAAAUCCGGAAGCCGUAACCCGAUUUUUUUAAACGGGAAUUUCUUAAUGGCUGGCACAGAACCACAUUUAUUUAUGAACUACUAUUUGGAUGGUGCUUAGUGUUGUGUUUUGUCUUCACAGAGAAUCCAAAAUAAUUGUAAUUGAUUUGUAUUUAAAAAAUAAUAAUCAUCAGUGUGCUAAUUACAGAUUGAUUGGGCUUGCUUUAAAGACCUGAAUUCAACAGUGGGGGCUUCUACAGAGUGGGGAAAACUAAUAUACCACUGUUAACUACAGUAAAGAUGGGUGAUGCUUCGGGCAUUUUUCAUGGUAAAAACAUGUUAUGACACUCUGAAAUUACACACUAAUAAAAAUGUCUUUACCCUUUUUUUUUUACCAAAGUGAAGAGAGCUAGCAUUUUAUUGACUAUCGUAAGAUCGAGAUACCAUAAUAGGAAAACUUUGGUGUAUAUCUACCGGCAGUGCCUCGUAUGUGCAGCUGGUUCUGCGCUGUUCAUCGGCCGUUGUCCUUAAGCAGAGAGCUCGUGUAGCCCUGCCCGUUCCCUAGUAGUCCAUCAGAAAUAUUGUUGUCAUCUUCGUUUGACCAGAGAGGGCGCUGUUUCCAGAGUUUUAAUUAUAGUAUUUAGUUACUCUUUAAUAGCCCGGUAUCACUGUGCUCUACAUGAAGGAGAGAAAUAUGGAAAAUGGCUUAGGGUAUCAUAAAAAGCAUUAAAAGUAAAGUGAAACUCAGACAUUCCAUUCCGAAAUGAUAUUUUCCGAGAUGUCCUUCAACAGAGGCAACCUCAGUCAAAAUGUGCACACUGUUUAUGAUAAUGAAAUCAAUAAAAGGAGAUACUUA